AUGUGUAUAGGAGACGGCGCCCGCCCUGGCGCGGCAGGAGGAGGAGCGGGCGCGGGUCGCGCGCGACGAGGGCCUGCGGCUGCCGCCGGCGCUCGACUACGCGGCCGUGCCGAGCCUGAGCCACGAGGAGCGCAGGGUGCUCGCGCGGGCGCGGCCCGAGUCGCUCGCGCAGGCGAGGCGGAUCGAGGGCGUCACGCCCGCCGGCGUCCUGCAGCUGCUGCGCUACGUGCAGAGGCGGUAUCCCGUGGAGCCGCUGCAGCAGCAGCGCGGCGGUGGUGGCUCCUCGUCGUCGUCGUCGGCCGGGGCAUCUGCUGCUGCUGA
Molecule: messenger RNA, 321 nt
Organism: Thyridium curvatum
Lineage: Eukaryota; Fungi; Ascomycota; Sordariomycetes; Thyridiales; Thyridiaceae
Exons: 1
Coding region: 1-321 (106 amino acids)
Source: RefSeq, a predicted model, not a curated record